Molecule: messenger RNA, 1648 nt
Organism: Sander lucioperca (pikeperch)
Lineage: Eukaryota; Metazoa; Chordata; Actinopteri; Perciformes; Percidae
Product: apoptosis facilitator Bcl-2-like protein 14
Exons: 7
Coding region: 132-1046 (304 amino acids)
Source: RefSeq, a predicted model, not a curated record
AUGACGCAGCACGUCGACAACUUUAAAUUCAGCCGAGGUCUUCGUGUUAAUUCACUCGUACAGUAAAUGUUGGUUGUAACACUUGGGUGGAUAUUUUAGUGCACUUUUUAAUCGUUUGGACCUAAACCAACAUGGCAAACGGGCACGUGGAAAUCCACGACCCCUUCUCCAACCCCAACAGCCUCCACAGCAGCACACGCUGUGGCCCGAAAUCUACCUCAGACACAGACAGCAUGGCGGACACGGUGGAGUUCAGGCUCCUUAUGGCCUACGCAAAGAGGAGACGGCCGGAAAAGGAGUCAUCUACACACGACACACCGACUUCACUAAGCAGUGGCACCGAUGCAAACGGAUCCUCGCCCCAGACGCCGGCCAUGACUAAAAAAGAGGAGAAAAGGAAGAAGAAGAGGAAGAAGGGAUGGAAAAGCAUUUUUAGCUGUAUCAAACCUCAGACAGGGGCAGAAGAACCGAGCCCAAUGAAUGCGAAUCAGCCUGAUGUUGACGACAGAUGUGGUGAUGUUGACGACAGAUGUGGUGAUGUGUUUUUUAUUCCUCAAGUAGAAGGAGAGGAUGAGCUGAAAGACUUAGCAGGCAAGCUAACAAAUAUCGCUGAUGAAAUCCCAUUCAUUCCUCCAGAAAUAGAGACUGACUCGCCCACAGUAGAUGUGAAUGUGGAGAAAACCAUUGGCCUGCUGCUGAGGGAGAGUGGAGACAGACUAAACGAGAAGGAGCUGAAAGAUGCUGCUAUAGCCACAGAGCUUUUUUGGGACUACAGUUUCUUUAAGCUGCUAAUGACGACCCUUCUCACGAGGAUGGGCCUCAGGACCCCCAACCCCGACUCUCCGGGGCCGAAAGCAUCUCCCAAAAGUCAGAUCGCUGUGACCUGUGAGGUCACCAGUCGUCUAUCAGCGUUGAACACGCUGCCCAGCAACCGACUGCUUGACCACGGAGCCAGAUAUCUGCAGCAUUAUUAUUCAUCCUGGGCACAGCAGCAGGGCGGAUAUGAGGAAGCCUUUUACAGCGACGAUGAGGACGACAUCCAGUGAACAGAAAGUUCUCUUGAAGGCUUUAACUUUUGCACAAGGAACAAAAUAAGACUCACACAUUUUGCCACUUCAGUUUACAUGCACAUAAAACCCAGACCUGACAUGCAUUAACAUACCUGCAGCUGCAGCGUGCAUUAUUGUGUUAAUCUGGGUUUUUUUUUCAUAAAUAAGUACAUUCUUCUGUGCCAAUGUUUUGGAGGUCUCAGAAGGAACCAAAGAUUAAACUAUUUUCAUGCCAUUGAUAACUACUGUUGGAUGUGAUAUAUAUGUGUAAAAAAAAAAAAAAAUAGUUCUGUUUUCUCAGGGAGAUGUAGGGUACAUGUAGCCGUUUUAAAUCUGCACUAUUUGUGCUGGAGUUUGGUGGACAAAAAAAUAUUUUUCUUAAGACUAAUUUGCUAUUUUUCAGCACUUGCACUUUUUCAAGAAAAUUUCUUUUUCUUUUUAUUUUUUGAGUUUCUGAACGGUGCGCUAAGUGGCUUAUCUGUAAUUGUUGCUGGUGUUUUCUGCAUUUCAGGUUUUUAAAAUUGUUAAAAGGUGCCAAAGAAAUCUUGUGUGUGCUGUCUGGAUUUGUUAAUGUUGCUGCACAUAAAUGAUUACAUGAC